Porites evermanni is the source of this 5011-nucleotide messenger RNA. The record is from the annotation of a GenBank genome assembly. NCBI's taxonomy places the organism in Eukaryota, Metazoa, Cnidaria, Anthozoa, Scleractinia, Poritidae.
AUGCAUGACGGCUCGUUCAAAAGUGUGACAGAUCAGUGCGAUUACAUAAAACAUUCUCUGAGCAAUAAUAAAAGUAAGUUAUACUCUGUUGUAGUUCAUUUGUUACAGGUACAAGUAGGAAGAAAAUCAUGGUUUUAAUCACUAGUAGUAUAAAAUUUCGCUAAUUUUGACGAACAGUUUGAUCGAAUUUGAAUACGAUCAAAAUUACCUUGCUUCAAAAAAUAAACGCUGGAUAAGGCACAGGUAACCCAGGCCCUGUGCUAUUAUUGCCACAUGACAAAUCCUGUAAAAUUACAGUGUUUGUGAGGGGUAAACUUACGAUCCUAACACUUGUAAGAAAUACUAAAUAAAAGUCAAACUUGCUCUGCAAAAUUGUUGUUGCCUUUAAUACGUCACAAGAAUUUUGCUGUAUUUUGAUUGGUUUAAAUGCCUUUCUGGAAUCCGAAAGUGUACACAUAUUCAUUGUAACGCUGUCCCGCCCGGCACCACUCAAUCUUCAUGUAUGGUGCAAACAUUUCAGUCACAUUUCUGUAAUAUGUUAAGCUAAUAGUAUUAUCAAAGCACAGUGAAAUGAUCGAUGAAGAUGAGCAAAAUUGUAAAUCUUCAUGUUUCUGUUUCUUUUAGAUGCAGAGGAGUUAUUUCUAGUUAUUCAUAAUAUUGAUGGUUCUAUGUUAAGAGCCAAGAAGGUGAGUGUCCAUUCUGUAAAAACUUUAUUUCUCGGCCUCCUUUUGCUUUUGUAUCAUGAUAUCAAGAAAACACUUAGUGCGACUGUCUGCUUCUCCUAUCCUAAAAGUUUAUUGGAAAAUAGGCCCUGUCUGCAUUAAUCCUUUUUCGAAAACCUCCUUUUUCGUGUUAACAAAUAUGCUUCAAAAUUUUAGCGUCCACACUUGCGUUUAUGCGUCGUUUUCUACCAAUUUCCGCACUUCAAAGCAGUCCGCAAGGCGCAUACAAACCGAUAUAUUAUUUUUCGUUUCUAAGCUAUUCUUGGACGUGUGAAUUUCUUCGUGUUCUGGCUUUAAUAGCGCUUGCAAUACUCUCGUCUACUUCCGCCAAUUUAAAGCUUGAACACGUGACUGAUGAGUUUCUACGAAGUCUGCAUCUUCAAGAACCACCUAGCCUGGCAUCAGGCUCCAUAGGUGGGGGAAAGGGCGAAUAACAGGGCAAGCGCUAAACGAGCGGACAGUUGAGAAGGGAGCUUAUCGAUUUUGUGCGCGUCGUUAAUCGCCUUUUUUCAUCAACAAUGAGCCCUGUCGUCCCAGUCUAAGAACCGCCGGUUGUGAUCGUUUUUAGCUUUGACUUUGAGCAAAGACCAAAAGAAAUAUAUGUUCACUUUUUUCAAACGAAGACACGUUAGAAGUGUGGACAGAGGCUCUUCGCUAAAAAUUGCUAUAGUCAUCGCUGAGCAAGUUUAGCGGUGUAUAAUGAUUGCUUUAAAUCAAAGGAAGAUAAAAGUAGCCUGCGUAGCAGGCGCUAGUAAAUAAAUGGGCACAAGAAAAAACGCGCGCGAGGGAGACACGCGUGUCUCCCUCGCGCGCGUUUUUUCUUGUGUCCAUUUAUUUCCUAGCGCCUGCUACGCAGGCUAAGAUAAAAGUUGCACCAAGGAUAAAAUUGAACUACAAGAAGAAAAUGAAUAUUUUCUCUGUUUCAGACUCAGACGCUCCUUAGCCUCCUUGCAGAAGUAGAUAACCUUCAUAUUAUUGCCAGUAUUGACCACAUCAAUGCGCCUCUUAGUAAGUACUGGAUUAUGAGGUUGAACCUCCAUGUGCGACCAGCUAUAAGCGACCUCCUAUCCAGGACAACAGAAUUUUCCCUGUCAAAGCCCUAUAGCUCGAACCUUUAGUAGGCGACCGCGACCGACUUGUAGGUAGACUACAAACAGUAUCUCUUUUGCUUUAGAUUUAGUGAGGGGAGUGCACGCGCGCGCUAGCGCGAGGCGCGAGAAACGAGGGUUUUCGUGUCUCGCCCGUUUUGCUCAACCAACUAACAAAAAAAGAGGCUGGUCAUGGUCUAACAUGUUGGGGUGACGAUUAUCCUCUGGUACUAUACCGUUACAACACUUAGUGUGGACGAUGGACGUGUAACUUCUGUUUCUGUUAAUUAUCUUUCAGUUUGGAAUCACACUCAGUUGGGCCGUUUUAACUGGUCGUGGUUUGAUGUGACGUCAUUUGAGCCUUAUAAGGAAGAGACGUCGUAUGAAAAUUCUUUACUUGUGCAACACACUGGCGCGCUGGCCUUGAGCUCAUUGGUUCAUGUGUUCCGCAGUUUAACACCUAAUGCCCGCGGGAUUUUUAUCCUGAUAGCGGGACAUCAGCUUGAGGAGAAGGAUAACAAUAGUUAUAUAGGUGAGAAGUUUGUGAAUAGUUCUCUAGAUCGUGAGGAGUAUGUUAUUACUAUUUUUUUUCAAAUUUCAAGUAAAUAAAUGAAUAAAAAGAUAAAUAAGCUCUUUAUUGAUUCCUAAAAACAAUCGUUCCCGAUUACAAUUGACAAUCAGGUAAAAUUGAAAAGACUCCUAUUAAUAAAACAAUAAUUUGAGGAAGUACAUAGGAGUGACCACGAUUCCUUAGCAACCUUGUUCUACUGGGUGGAAGGAGAUCUGCCAAAGGGCCUUCAGUAUCAGUAGAAUUUGUGAGGCUCUUCCAUUAUUCCGUUAUUGUCUGAGGCCUCUAGAAGUCUUAAAAUUGGCGUGGUCUCCUAGAGAAAGCCAAAACAAACUGCUCUCUUCUGAAACUUAUCAAUUUUAGAAAGCUACUUAUCCUUUACUUAACCUUAUACUUAUACUGUAGUACAGUGGCACGCGUAACACGCGAGGAGAGCGUGGCGAAGUUUUAUUGUCGUCUUGUUUUUGUUCAGGUAUGUCAUUUAAUUCUUGCUACUCCAAAUGCCGGGAACAGUUUUUGGUCAACAGUGAGUCGACACUGAAAGCUCAGCUAAUAGAAUUCCGCGAUCAUAAACUUAUAACUUCCAAAAAGGUGAGUAAAUCAGUACAGUUGUAGUGUUUUCACCCCAGGGGGAGAGGCAAUCCUCCAUUUUUCAUAACCUUUUUCAGUCGUAGGAGCCGUUUCUCGAAAGUCCCGAUAACUACAAGCCCGCAAUGCUGUUACUAUCUAUAUUCAAGAUCAAGGUUUCAACAGUUUUUUCAGAUAUCAUAAACCAUCAAUUAACAAAAACAAAUGGACUGGUUUGUCGAGGUGGUCUUUGUUGAUUGGAAAAGUUGAUUUCGGGCCCGAAAGAAGUAACGGGGACUUUCGCGAAACGGGCCGCAUCUGGGCACGGUUCUUGAAAGCCCGAUUAGCGGUGAUCCAGGAUUAAAAUUUUGUUUCGUUUUUGUAUUUUACUUUCCUAUGUAUUACUUAGAGUAACAUUUUGUUUUAUCAUUACCGUGACUGUAUUUUGGAAUUAAGGCUCAACAGUAUUUUGUAAGCUUGAGUUUUAUAUCCUUAGACAAGAAAACCGUCAUUACAAUUAUUUUGGACUAAUUCUGGUUUACCUUGACCAUCUAUCGAGGAAAAACCGGGCCCUGGUCUCUAAAAUCUAUACUCAUUUUCAGACCAGGGUCUCGUUCCUCGAAAGACCCGGAAACUCUUCGGACCCGAAGGCAAAGUAGCAAAUCCAAACCUAUUGAAUAGUAGCAGAAUUCUUAACUCCGUAAACCGGUCAAUUUUGCUUCGUUUACUGACAGUUUCAUUUUGUCAUUUUCAAAAUUAUUGAAAUAUUUUGAUCUUGAAUUUAAACGCGGCAAACACGUAGCAGCUUUAGAGAAACAGGCCCCUGGCUGCUGAAAGUUUACGCAUGUGCGAACCCAUUACCUCGUCCUAGUGAAGUCAACAUACUGUUUAAGUAUUACCGUAUUACUUUGUAAUAAUAUUUGAAACUGAACUUUUUAUUUCUUAUUUAUUUAAAACUGAAAAUCAAAAUAGGGUUAUACGUUGUGGUGGUUCCUUUCAAAACCAAACCUGAUUUCAGACCAUAAUGAGCAAAAUCUAUACCGGUUUUCUGACCAAAAGAACAGCAAACAAAAGACCAAACCUUUUUGGGCGGCGUAUACCUAAAUAGCGGAUGUAGCGGAGUACCCAUCAGCAGUUUUCAGUGCAUGUCACUUUCUUGGAACUUGGUGCCUGGGGACGCGCGGUGUCCUCGCGAGUACAGUACUUCCUUGUGGUUGGGCACUAAUGUGACAACACCGUUUUAUCAAGUACCCGCGCCAGAAUUUGCGCACGGUGCCGGUCUCAGAGACCUUGUACUCGGACACUUGAAUUGGGCCCUAGGUAUCCAUGUGCACACGUCUUUGCAUACCCAUAACUUCUUGCUCUGUUUACUAUACCAAAUGGCGUCCGAUAUGGCGAAAUUGAGCAAAUGUGUUCACGUUUACAUCUCAUUGAUCAUGUGGCUCGAAAUAUUUGCCGGAGUUUAUUUUUGCGGAUUGGCAAUUUUUUGUGUUUUGUGGGAACUAGUUUUUGCGAUUAGGACAGAUUGCCUUUUCUUGCUAGGAAUUAUUUUUUUGAGAUUUUCAGAAAGUCCCAGACAAAUCGUUGAUAAUAGUUUCGUUUUAAUUGAGUACGUGCAGAGGAAAUACAUAAUUUCAAACAAUACUACGAUGUGCGUACCCUAUAGUACGUAAAGCCAGUAAAACAGAUUCAGACUUUUCUGUGUCAUUCGAUUAAACACGAACACAAAGAUUUCAACAUUUUUUUUGAGAACACAGCACCAUUUUGUGCAUCAAAUGCAUGUGAACAUGGCCAAAGUAAUAUUCAAGUCUCUAGUGAAAGUUACUGAAUUAUACGUAUUGUGUGUUGUACUACUCACUUUACAGUGACUGAAAUGUAGUCUUAUCCUCAGGGUGGCGAUGGUGUGGAAUAUCUCUACAUUCCUGUGGACUCAGCAACUUUAAAACAGUUUAUAGAAGACCAACAAAACAACAAUGUGGGGUGAAGACUAUGUUUCUCUUUCAUCUUGAAAAUCCCUUGGAAUCAGUUACAAACGGUUCCGUAAUUGAUGCUUUUCCAGAAGCAGC